GGAAGGCACCCAAGAUAGAGUUGCGCAUUCCUUGAUCCCGUAGAACCUUGCCAACGGCUAGGAAAGGGACAACUCGAGACUGCCGAGGCUCUGCCGAGGACCCGCCCAUGAUUUCUGGUGGGGGCGGUUGUUAGAACGGGGCCCCACUAGUCCACUGAAACGGGAUCCAGGUCGACGGCAUUUCGUCAACCUCGAAAGUCUCACUGACCUGCCAUUCUGUUUGCGCCCGAAUCCGAACCACGACGUCUCCCCGUGCCCCGGCCAGACCAUCCGCUCCCUUGGCCUGCUUCUGUUCCCUGCGCGGCCUGUCGGGUUCGACUAGUCCGUCUCGCUUUGUCCCGGGGCUCGUCUUCCCCUCUCUCUCUGCCUUUUGUUGUCCUUCUCCUGCCGUCGCAGGAAUCCGCACCCGCGCCACGAGACAUACAUACAGCGCCGCCCGGUCACCUGGCGGGCAAGACGACAGUCCGCCCGUCGCUCCGGCUUGCCUCUCUCUCCUGUGUCUUCUCCCGCCUCCUCUUUCUCCCCCCCCUCCUCAUCCUCCCGUAGGCAACCAUGAUGGACGAGUUCGCGUCAGAAUCCGAUAGCGACUACACCAGCUAUUGGCGAGAUUGGUUCAUCUCAUCUCGUGGGAACGAGUACUUUUGCGAGAUAGACGAGGAUUACCUCACCGACCGCUUUAAUUUGACGGGCCUCAAUACUGAGGUCCAAUACUAUCAAUAUGCUCUCGACCUCAUCACCGACGUCUUCGAACUCGACUGCGACGAUGAGAUGAGAGAGACUAUUGAGAAGUCGGCCCGCCACCUGUAUGGCCUCAUCCACGCCCGCUACAUCGUCACUACGCGCGGCCUCGCUAAGAUGCUUGAAAAAUACAAGAAGGCCGACUUCGGCAAGUGUCCCCGUGUCUUCUGCCACUCCCACCCGCUGCUGCCAAUGGGUCAGACCGACGUCCCUCACCAGAAGCCGGUGAAGCUUUACUGUGUGCGGUGCGAGGACGUGUACAACCCCAAGUCAUCGCGACACGCAGCCAUCGACGGCGCCUACUUCGGUACUUCAUUCCACAACAUCAUGUUUCAGGUCUACCCGGCACUUGUGCCGCCUAAGAGCGUAGAACGAUACAUCCCGCGCGUCUACGGCUUCAAGGUGCAUGCGUCAGCAGCCCUUAUCCGCUGGCAGAACACGCAGCGUGUCGACAUGCUUCGUCGGCUGCGGAAGCUCGAGAUCGAGAGCGGCUUUAAGGAGGACGCUGGCGACGAGGACCUCGACGAUGAAGAGGAAGACGAGGAGGACGUCGACCCAGAGGCCAUGGAGGGAGACGCUAUGCACGUCGUGGGCUAAGCCGCAGCCCCAUGGACGAAAAGAAGUGGCGAAGGGGUGGAAGGAAAGAAGUGAAGGGGCCAAGGCCGAGAGAAAAAGAGGAAGAAGAGUGGAAGUUUGAAUUGAAAGGGACCGAAGGGUAUGUGUGUCGCCAUCACGAGUGCAUAUACCUGGACCUCUAUACCGAAUGACGGCGACAGCAAAGCUAAUCUAACAUCCCCCCUUCCACAACUCGAAAGGAGACAACAAUACGAGUACGACGCAAACAAAACUUGAUUGAUACCAUGAUGCCUCCCUCCCUCUUCUCUUUUUUCUUUGUUUCCUCUCGCUAAGGCUCCACGUGGUGUCUUUUUUUUUGGAAGUUCUCGUUUCUUCUAGUCGGAUCAAUACGAACUCGAUUUUAAUUCUACUUCACGGAGGGGGUAUGCGGGGUAAAUUCAAGACGGAUUGGGCCAGGUUAGGUCGAGUCGAACUAGAUGGAUGGUUUGAAAGGACGGGGUUCUACAUAUAUACCUAUAGGACGAGAAGGGAACGGGACGGGGAGAGACUGAGACCACUGGCUCCUGCUCCCUAUCUCGGGGUGUCAUCACCCGCGGCUGUUGGUGGGGGGGGGGUGGCCUAUCGGAUGGAGUGGACGGGUGGGCAGCGAACUUCGAGGACAGCGGACAAGGGUAACGGGGGGUCGGCAAAGUUGUCUCAGUGUGUAAAGUCGGUUCGCCG
Molecule: messenger RNA, 2034 nt
Organism: Durotheca rogersii
Lineage: Eukaryota; Fungi; Ascomycota; Sordariomycetes; Xylariales; Xylariaceae
Product: casein kinase II, regulatory subunit
Exons: 3
Coding region: 553-1335 (260 amino acids)
Cellular component (GO): cytoplasm; protein kinase CK2 complex
Molecular function (GO): protein kinase regulator activity
Source: RefSeq, a predicted model, not a curated record